AUGAAAACCGUACAGAAUCUCAAGCUCUACCGCCAAUGCACCUCCAUCUGGAACCGUCUGCGGUCGUCGCCUGCCGCGUUCUUUGACGUAUUCUGGGACUGGACGCGACGUUUCUUUUUUACUCUCUCAUUUUUCGCCCUCUUUUCCGCUAAGAACCUCCACCUCUAUGCCCAUCUACACUCCCUUCCCCCGGAAAAGUUCUUCCUCUGGGGCAUCACAUUCUUCACCCAAGAUGUCGCGUGCACAAUUCUCAUCCGGAACCUCACGCAGAAGUUCCCAUGGCGAUGGCUGGACGCUCUCGCGGCGCUGGUCGUCAUUCCGUUCAGUCUGGUGAUGUCUGGAAUGGCCUCCGCCAACAUCUCUUUCUAUGUUACAGCCGGCGCCGAAAUCAACUGGCGACAAGCCAAGACCUUCCACCGCGAUGCCGCUGCCAUCCGAACACUACUCACCGGCCUGACUGGCUUUUUGAUCGUCGAGGCGAUCAUGACCGUCGUCGCCUGGUUCCUCGCCCCCUACGUCCAUCGACUCGCCGGCGGGAUUCUGCACAUUCUCGCUGAACCGUUCAGAAUUUUGUUUAGACCAGUAUACAAUUUCUUCUCCAGACAUGUGGGUCCUCGUAUUCGACACAUCCGAUUGCGGAGCGAGCAGCCCCUGCCCGACCCUGAGGUCUACGAGCAGAUCGCGGUCGAAGAUUACAAUGAAUACAAGAGCGAUGACGAGGAGGGGGCUGCGUUGUUGAACAAUGGCAGUACCAGCGGGGCUAGCAGCAGUUCUAGUGCCCCGAAGCGCCCGACGCAGCAGCGGAUCACGCUUGCAAAGCGGUUGUUGGUUUGGUUGCCGUUCAUCUUUUUCGUCAUUCUUCGCUGUUUCCGACCCUCAUAUCCAUCGUUUAUCUUCCUCUCGGGAGCGUUGCCCUUGACGCCGUUUGCUGGAAUGAACCGCCCGACUUUAGGACAGCAGGCCGGAUAUAUCCCUGACUAUUCCUGGCUGGAAGGAAAGACCGCGCUCACCGACCCGCCCAAGUGGGACUGGAUGCCAGAAGACAGACUCCCUGGGUUCGAGGACUGGCAUUAUGACAGCCCGCACUAUAUGGCGUCGAAAGACCCACUGCAUAUUUCCAACCUCCAGGCGCCAGUGUUGGAGGAGCUCAAGGAUGUUUUGUCCGACGGCGGCGUGAAUAUCAAGCACGUUAUCCUGCUAAAGCUGGAGAGUACCAGAGGCGACGUUUUCCCUCUUCGCAACGGCUCCUUCAUCCACGAGAAGAUCAAGGAGUCUUUCAACGGCAAAGAAAUGCCCGAGAGCGCUGUCAAGGCCGUCGCCAAUCUCACUCGCACCGCCGAGUAUCUGACUGGCUUCGAUUCCGGUUUCGACCAGUACCGUGAAGGACCACGGAAGAAGUACGGUGGAAUCAGUGCGAGAAACGGUUUCACCACAGGAACGUAUACCAUCAAGAGUGUGGCCGGAACGGUGUGCGGAAUCUCACCGCUCGUGGCCGACUUCAACAAGGAAUGGAAAUACCACCUCUACAACCCCUGCAUGCCGCACGUAGUCGGCGCCCUCAGCGCGCAGAAGGAUAUCUCGAGCAACGCGACAGACUAUCGUUCAUGGCCGUGGCAGUCGAUCUGGAUGCAGUCCGUCACGGACACCUACGACCACCAGAACAGACUAACCCCCAUGCUGGGCUACGACGAUAUUUACACUAGGGAGCGCAUCGAGAAGCCUUCCGCGAAGCACUAUCCUCUGGAACACAAGGAGGUCAACUACUACGGAUAUCCAGAUACGGAACUGCGGGACUACAUUCAUGACGCGUUUGACGAGGCGAAGGAGAAGAACACCCGUGUCUUCCUUACGCAUCUGACUGGGACGACGCACCACCCGUGGGGUAUGCCCGACGAUGAGUACGAUAAUAUCAUGGGCCCCUCGUUCAAGGGGAAGAACAACGACAUGAACCGGUACUUGAACACGAUCGGGUUUGGUGAUCGGUGGAUCCAGGAGAUCCUCGACAUCCUGGAGGAGAAGGGUGUUCGCAAUGAGACCUUGGUUGUCAUGGCUGGUGACCACGGCCUCUCCCUUCCCAAUGACGGAGGAAUCACCCCAUACAGCAACCCGCACAUCGGCAGUUUCCACGUCCCCAUCGUCCUCGCACACCCUCAACUCCCUGCAGUCGAGGUCAAAGAUCCAGUGAUCUCGCUGCAAAUCGUCCCGACCAUCAUUGACCUCCUGAUCGAGUCCAACUCGCUCAGUGCCAACGGCACCAAUGCAGCCAAGGAUAUCCGCGGCCUCUACGAAGGGCAGUCGCUCAUCCGCCCGCUGUACCAGGAGGCCAACGGCAUGCAAGACUGGCAAUUCAGCGUGAUGAACACCGGCGGGUCGUGGCUCGCCGUCCGCUCUGCCAACAGACCAGCAUGGCGGAUUGUCAUCCCGCUAAUUGACGAUGUCGAAUGGCGGUUCACCGAUGUUGAGCGCGAUCCUCAGGAAGAACACCCCAUUACCAGCUUCAGCUUUUACGAUCUAAUGGACGCGCUGUGGCACGAGUAUGGUGAUGACAAGAAGAAACAUAAGGAUGGAGACGAUGACGACGACAACGAUCUAGAUGAGCGCGAUGCUUUUGCAUUCCCUCACCCACCACCGCCACCACCACCACCCCAUCAUCGUCACCCACCACCACCUCCUCCACCACCACACCAUCCGCACCCCCGUCCUGGCGACGGUCACGGACCUCCCCCUCCACCACCACCGGUCACCAUCUCGCCCAGCCAUCCACGACCGGACCGAGGGGAGCCUGAUGUCGUCCGCUGGGCGCGCGAUGCCGCACACAUGACGGAGUGGUGGAUUGCCGACAACCACCGCCGGUAUCAAUAUGAAAAACCCAACAGCAAACCAAAGGACAAGCGCCACACAUAA
Molecule: messenger RNA, 2904 nt
Organism: Aspergillus puulaauensis
Lineage: Eukaryota; Fungi; Ascomycota; Eurotiomycetes; Eurotiales; Aspergillaceae
Product: sulfatase domain protein
Exons: 3
Coding region: 1-2904 (967 amino acids)
Molecular function (GO): arylsulfatase activity
Source: RefSeq, a predicted model, not a curated record